This is a messenger RNA of Hemiscyllium ocellatum (epaulette shark), 1458 nucleotides long. RefSeq names its product tyrosine hydroxylase (gene th). The transcript has 13 exons. NCBI's taxonomy places the organism in Eukaryota, Metazoa, Chordata, Chondrichthyes, Orectolobiformes, Hemiscylliidae. Gene Ontology annotation, cellular component: perikaryon; axon; cytoplasm. Bases 1 to 1458 code for a protein of 485 amino acids. Gene Ontology annotation, molecular function: iron ion binding; tyrosine 3-monooxygenase activity. The record is from RefSeq and is a predicted model, not a curated record. Gene Ontology annotation, biological process: dopamine biosynthetic process from tyrosine.
AUGAGUACCUCUUCGGCCAAGGGGUUCCGCAGGGCUGUAUCCGAGCUGGAUUCCAAACAGGCUGAGGCGGUGACGUCUCCUCAUUUCAUCGGGCGCCGACAAUCUCUGAUUGAAGAUGCUCGCAAAGAGCGAGAAGCGGCCGCUGCCGCCUCCGAGUCGGCGGAUCCUGGGGAGCAGUUGGUGUUCGAAGAGGAAGGAGGCAGGGCCAUGGUGAAUUUAUUCUUCACAAUCCGCUCUGCCAAGAGCUCUUCAUUCUCCCGGACCCUCAAAGUGUUCGAGACCUUUGAAGCUAAAAUACACCACAUUGAAACAAGGCCAUCCAAGAAACCAAAAGAUAAAGAGAUAUUGGAAUUCUUCAUCCGUUGUGAAACAAACGUUUCGGAUAUCAGCACCUUGGUCAGUUCCCUGAAAAGAGUUGCAGAUGAUGUAAAAACAACAAAAGAAGAAAAAUUUCACUGGUUUCCAAAAAAGCUAUCAGAUUUGGAUAGAUGUCAUCAAUUAGUUACAAAAUAUGAGCCGGAAUUGGAUCUGGAUCAUCCGGGCUACUCUGAUACUCAGUACAGGGACCGGCGGAGGCAGAUUGCAGAAAUUGCGAUAAAUUAUCGAUAUGGUGACCCAAUUCCAAGAGUAGAAUACACCCCUGAGGAAAUUGCAACGUGGAGAGAAGUGUUUGUGAACCUAAAGACUUUGUAUCCAACACAUGCAUGUGCCGAACACCUGGAUGCCUUCAGAGUGCUGGAGAAACAAUGUAAUUACAACAAAGACAACAUCCCUCAACUUGAAGAUGUCUCCUGCUUUUUGAAAGAACACUCAGGGUUUCAGCUGUGGCCUGUUGCUGGGUUACUUUCAGCCCGGGACUUCUUGGCGAGUCUCGCUUUCCGAGUUUUCCAGUGUACGCAGUAUGUAAGACAUGCUUCCUCGCCAAUGCAUACUCCUGAGCCGGAUUGUUGCCAUGAACUGCUGGGACAUGUCCCCAUGCUGGCUGACAAGACAUUUGCUCAAUUUUCUCAGAAUAUUGGUCUUGCCUCCCUCGGAGCAACUGAAGAGGAAAUUGAAAAGCUUUCUACUCUUUACUGGUUUACUGUGGAGUUUGGACUGUGCAAGCAAAAUGGAGAAAUUAAAGCAUAUGGAGCUGGUCUGCUGUCAUCCUACGGUGAGCUAAUUCACUCCCUGUCUGAUGAACCCGAGUUACGGGAGUUUGACUCUGACGCUGCUGCUGUGCAGCCCUAUCAGGAUCAGACAUACCAACCAGUGUAUUUUGUAUCUGAAAGUUUCAAUGAUGCUAAAGACAAACUGAGAAAGUAUGCAGCCAACAUCAAGCGGCCGUUUUCAGUGAAAUACGAUCCAUUUUCCAAGACCGUGGAAGUAUUGGACAAUCCUCAGAAAAUCAAGACUUCUUUGGAUAAUCUGAAGGAUGAGUUGCAGUUGCUGACUGAUGCACUAAAUGUUUUAUCCUAA